CUGCUCUCCAAAACCGCGUGGAAGCAGACCCUGACUUACUGGUAGAAUCUGUAUCCAAAUCACCCACUCACUGUGCUACAGAAACUGCUGCAGAGGGGAGUUGUGAAAGAUGUCCUCCAGAACAAAGUACAGAAGAAAUUGUUGAAGCUGUAGCUGAGGUUGCGGUGGAGUCAUCACCAGAGACCCCUGCUGUAAAUAAUGCAACACCAAGAGACAAGGCUGCUCUACAAGACACUGUGGAACCAAUCCUUGAUGCUGUAUCUGAAUCACCCGCUCAAUCUGCUGCCGAAACUACAGUCAACCGUGUGGAGUCUGAAGUUGAGUCUGCAGCUCCAACAGAACCGGAUUUAAAGGUCAGCGCUGAAGAGGUAAUUGAGUGUGAAAUCCAGCCUGUUAAUAAUACUGUUGUUAAGCAAAGUGCUGAGCCAGCAUCUGAGAAUUCAGCAGUUGGUGUGAUGGAGUUGAGCAUCGAGGAUGCUCUUGAACCUGCUUCAGACACUGGAGCAGAUAAGUUAUGUGACAGAGCCAUUGAACUGACUGAUGAAUUAGAUGUUGAGCCGCCCACAGCUGAAGCUGUUCCUACACCUGUGGAAGAUCCAAAACAAUCCCACUCAGAGGAGUCAAAAGUGAACCAGUCUGACGAUACCAACACCACUGAAAUGUUUCAAAAGCCCAGGGAGGAGCUACCAUCCAAACACACUCUGAAAUACACCAGUGAUGGCAGAGCUAUUUGUUCAUUCUGUGACCAAGUAAUUGAUGGAAACAUCAAGAUCUCACUCAAUGAGCCUCUGGUAACCUGCCACCCUGACUGUCUGCAGUGUGGAGUGUGUGCUAAGGUCCUGGGAGAUCUGCUGACCCCAAUGUUCCUGCAUGACCAAGUGAUCCACUGUGGUGGCUGCUUUGCAAAAGCUCUCAAGGCCUGAAGCCUAACUGGGACAAACAUGUUGUUGGAGGACUCAAAGCAUACCGUGAUUAAUGUGUUGUACGGGCUGAGAACCUCACCACUGUUGCCUUAACUCGGUUUUCUGUCUUUUGACCCAGUUUUCCUACAAAAGGUUUUUU
Messenger RNA from Seriola dumerili (greater amberjack), 1062 nucleotides. RefSeq names its product LIM and calponin homology domains-containing protein 1-like. The record is from RefSeq and is a predicted model, not a curated record. The transcript is spliced from 4 exons. Bases 456 to 923 code for a protein of 155 amino acids. Lineage: Eukaryota; Metazoa; Chordata; Actinopteri; Carangiformes; Carangidae.